AUGUCAUUUUUUGCGUCAGACUCUGUUUCCAAUCUUUUGUUUAAAGGAUGGACAAUAUCAACUGCCGGACGUAAGCAAUGAGCUCUAAAUAUUUAUUUGUAAAAUUUUAACCAUUGUUGAGGCUAACUAGUAAAUGUAAUUAAAAUAAUAUAGAUAUUUUCACCAGACAUUUAUCAUAUCAGGCAAAAGAAGUGACACUUUUUUACAUUGCUGUGCUGAAAUACAAAAUGUUCUGUUUUAAUUAAGUGUUUGAAAAGACUUUGUGAGUAAGCACAGCAGGGGUACAAAUUAUUGGUAUAUUCUCUGACUAGGGAAGGGGACAGUUCUAAUGAGAUAUUUUUCAAUACCAAAAAGAUCUCUUAAAUUUAGUUCAAAGAAGUAUAUCCCUUGAGUUUUAAUCAUAUUGUGGAUAUUGAUAACUUGUUUAUUAAUAUAAGUCUAGACCGCUACCUGUCGACGGACAUAGGGUGCCGGGUCUGGUGAGCCAACUUGCUACAUUCUAUCCAGGCUAUUACACUAGUACAAUGGUAUGUGCCUGAGGGUCACAAGGUUGUGACUAAGACGAAAAGUAUGUCCCGUGAUAGUCAUAAGACUAACACUAGCCUAUCAGAUAGCCUUACGCAACUUUCCAGGGUGUAUCAAGUUAGUCCGAUACAACCAGCAGUCAUAGCUUUUACACAAGCGCAUCUAUCGCAGCAAGCUUUAUUACAACUAUCGGGUUUUAUAUUUCUCUAGGCUUAAAUUUCACACUCAGAACACCUCCUCUGAUUCUCCCUUAAUUCUAUUAAGAGAAUACUUUUGCAUACCUGCACCCUUCAAGAGAGGGGGGAGGGGCUGUAAUUACUUGCCCUUAAUGGAUCGAAAUGCGCAAUAAAAAAUAUAUUCAGAAAUAACUGGUCCUUACACCUGCAGGUCUUUAUGUUGUUCUCCAUGUCAUCAAACACAUAAAACAUGAUGGAUAACCUAACUUAAAGUCCCUUAAUGAAGCUUGAAAGGGAAGCGCUAUUUGAAAAUAACCAAAAAACAACUAUGUGGCUGUCAAUCGAAAAAUUAUCUCUGUUAGGUUGCAAUAAAUUCUGUUUAAAGUGCAGGUAAAAAAAUAAAGAAACUACAACAACUGCACAAAAGUACCAGAUGUUACUCUUAAUUUCAGAAAUGGCUGGAUCCUGCAUUGCAGUAGUUGUACUAGCUAUUCUGUUUGAGACUCUGAAGUCUUACAAGCACAACCAACAAAAACCAUGCAAGGCUCACAGUGAAACAACUCCACUGAUUCGCCGGCUAAAACAGGAACAUACCAGGUACAAUUAAACUGCUAAUAUUUAGAAAUUAUUGGAGGAGGUUGAGCAAAAUAUUGUGAUUGUUAGUGGCAAGUUAAGCCGCAGAUCAAUAUCAUUGAUCAAUAAUUGAUCUGCGAGACACUGACAAAUCACGAUAUUUUGUGAUAAUAAACCGAGCUCAUUAAUGUUUUAUCAUUCAAUAUCACUGAGUUUUUUUUAAACUCUGAAAGGUCAGCGAAUCGAUCAACCAUUUUUACUCAAAAGUGAUUGCAAGGAGAAAAGCUUGGUUAGGUAUAACUCCCAUAUGUAAGGCAUGUAGAGGUACUUGCCACAGAAUAAGGUGGUAGGUACUAAACACAGGUCAGAAGUGCAGGUCACUGCUCUAUUGAUAUAUAACUGAGAUAAGCAAGUUCCUCUUGAGCGAAAACUCUAUUUUGGAUUGUGAUUAGGUCUAAGAGAUGCUAUUAGUGUUGUUAAUUUACCAUAGCAUGGUGACCUGUACUCUAACCUGCACUUGUGACCUGUGGUCUUUAACCUGUAUUUUAUACCUCCUGAGGAUCCAGGUAUGGUUUUGCAGGUGCUCAAGUCUUAAGUUGAAAAGGAUAUCCUUUUUUUCGGUGAUCCUUCAAAUAUUAUACAUAUAAAUAUAUAAUAAAAAUAGUAGGUAAGGAGCUGUAGAAAAGGCUUUAUACUCAUGUGGGCGGCUCUUACAGGUUAUGACACUGAUGAACUAAUGUCAAUCCCUGCAGACUUAAGCAUGGAUUUUGGGUUUGAAUAAAUUCAUGCUAGUAUGUAAUUAUAAAAAUUAUCUCUCUUUUUUAGUAAAAUUGAAGCCAUUUCUCACCUCAAGGAAACCCUUCUGUACCUAGUGCGGUUUAUUGUUGGAUAUUUUCUGAUGCUGGUGGCCAUGACAUACAAUGUUUGGUUGUUCCUGGCUGUUGUUGCUGGCUGUGGCAUUGGUUAUUUUUUCAUACACCCAAACAUGGAUUAUUAUCUUGCACGGCGCAGAGAAGGUGUAGACGUUGUAGAUUCAGCCACUUUUUAAUUUGUAUGUGUUCUAUGUCAUAAAGCUAUCAUGUUUUAAUGGUAAGUUCUUUUCUGGGCCUGAUUGCCUCUGCUAUGUUUUUUCAUGUAAAAAUAAUAUUUUUUCCCUAGUCAUUUGUAGUCUUGGGGAAUGUAAAUAGCACUAAUGAAAUAGGUUUUAAACAAAAAUUUGCAUAAUUAUGCUUAAAAUGCAUUGAUAAAAAUUAUUAACAGAAAGCUUUACAGACCUUUGGCCUCUUAGUUUCUAAGAUGAGCACAACCCCUCCCAAUUUUCACAGAAAACAAGAGGAUUAAUGAACCAAGGAACUUCCUAGCAGUUAAGUUCCCCCACUCCUACUAAUUGCAUUUAACUGGCACCUUGAAAUCUUAGUGAGAGCCCUGAAAUAGAUCAGAAGUGAGAAAAACAAACAGAUUUUGAGAUACAUCUAGCUACAUCUACAUGUGAUUAUCUCCCAGGGCUGUGUUGUCAGGGGGGGAGGGGGGUCAACCUGAGAUCAGACUAUAGGUCUCUUUUAUUACCGGUAGUUUGGUAAUUAAAAUGCCUGUUGGCAACCACAGAAAUGUACACUGGGGAGUUAAAGAUGCCACUACGGCAACGGCAACGAGAACGUCAAAAAGCAAGUGGUUAAGAUUAGCAAAACAACAACUCUGCACGUGCAUCACACUUCUUUGUACAUUUCUUUGCCGUCAAUGCAUGACUACGAGGUGAAUUGCCUAAUUUCAUGUUUUAUUGUGGUUGUCUUUACACUAGGCUGUUAAGUAAGACUUAAGAGCUGCUAAGUUUUACUUAGCCAAAAAUGCGUGUGUGAAGGCCUAAGUAAAAUCUCAAGUAACUUUAUUUUGUAUCUCAUUUAAGUCGGAAACUUGAAACGGAAUCAAGAAAGUUUCAAGUGACUUGAAAACCAUCUUUAAAAUCGACUUAGCGAACUUGCGGUUUCUAAGCUUUGAGAAAGGCGAAGCAUGUUAAUCAAUCUCAAUUACGUUGCGUGGGAAAAUAGGCUUUAGUAAACCUGAAGUAAAAAAGAUCGGUUGGGUGUGAAGCUUUCUUUUACUUGAAGAAUUUAAAAUUUACUUGUCUUGAAAUAUUUCUUAGCUUAAUUAGGCUCCAGUGUAAAAACUACGAACGUGAACAUACGUCGACGAAUCUAGUCUUUUACUCUUUGUAAACCUGGAUAUUUUUCAUAAGAAUUCAACUCCAGUAGAGUUAACCUACAUAAAACAUAGUGACCGAGUUGGGAUAAUCGCGCUUAAGUUUCAUAGAUCGAGAAGUCACUUUUUAAGCGACGUUUUUGCCGCCCGUAGCCGUCGUGGUAUCUUAAACUUACUGGUAGAAAUAAUGAUAUAGUGAUGUAAUAAUAUUAUUGAAUGUGACAAGACACUGCUUCUCACGUAGUGUUUUAAUUUGUGUAUUUUGUAUUUUUAUUUGUGUAAAGCAACAUAUUAUUAUAUCUUUCAUUUUCAAACCAAAAUGAAUAAGAAAAUUGUCACGUAAUAACAAAUAAACUCUUAUUUAAAGGAACAAC
Porites lobata is the source of this 3844-nucleotide messenger RNA. Lineage: Eukaryota; Metazoa; Cnidaria; Anthozoa; Scleractinia; Poritidae. The record is from the annotation of a GenBank genome assembly.